GCUGGGUGGCUCCGCCCCGCGCCGGCAUGGAGGGGGCCGUGCGGCUGCGCGCGGGUGCCUCCAAGUGGGACGUGCGGGAGCAGGUGUGGGACUACCUGGAGGCCAGCGGCCUGGCCGCCUUCCCGCGGCCCGUGCACCACCGCAUCCCCAACUUCGAGGGUGCUUCCCAUGCUGCAACAAGGCUUCUGGGUUUACAGGAAUUCAAAGCUGCCAAUACUGUAAAAAUAAACCCUGAUGCUCCCCAGAAGAAUGCUCGCUUUCUAACCCUGGAAGCAAGGAAGACUCUGUUGGUUCCAACACCACGUUUGAGAACUGGUCUGUUUAAUAAGAUUGUUCCACCUUCAGGUGCAACUAAGGAGAUUCUACGGAUAUGUGCUACAUCUCAAGGUGUAAAAGAAUACAGUGUGCCUAUAGGUCUUGAUGGGAAAGCACGAGUGGACUUGGUGGUUGUAGGAUCAGUGGCUGUCUCUGAAAAAGGCUGGAGAAUUGGAAAAGGGGAAGGUUAUGCAGACAUGGAAUAUGCAAUGAUGGUGUCAAUGGGUGCAGUUCAGAAGGAUACACCUGUAAUUACUAUUGUGCAUGACUGCCAGGUUGUUGACAUAGCAGAAGAGCUUCUUGAUGAUCAUGAUUUAACAGUGGAUUAUAUACUCACUCCAACAAGAACUAUCAAGACUAACUGCAAACGAUUGAAACCACAGGGAAUAAUAUGGCAUAAGGUCAGCUAUGAGAUGCUGGAAAAAAUUCCCAUCCUAAAGAGUCUUCGAUACAGAGAGAAACAGGCAGGCAAAGAUGUUACCCUCAAAGACGAACAUCCAGACUUGGCAAAUGCCAGCAAACCAGCAGUGUUAAAUGAGAAGGCAAUGGCUGAAAAUACAAGACCGCAGGCUGCAACUGGCUCGGCUCAAAUAGGACAACAAUAUGUUGAAAGCGAUUCUUUAAGUCCCAGAUUAGAGGAAUCUGGCAUGCUUACUACUGUUUAUGUGGGAAAUAUACCUCCCACUACAAGAGUGAGCGAGCUGAAGUGUGCUUUAAGGGAAUUCCAUGCAACUCCUUUACGACUGAAUUGGCAAGGAGCACAGCACAGGGCUUUUCUCAAUUACAAGGAUAAAGCAACUGCAGAGAAUGCUGUAUCCUCUUUGAAAGGCUUGAGCCUCAGGGGCAAUAUUUUGCGAGUUGAGCUAGCCAAGAAUCAGAGAAACAAAGGGCAAGUCAAGGGGAAAUCAAUAGUCAAAAAUGAAUAUGAGUAGAGGGAAAAAAAUAGGUGAGUUUUUUAUUGUUUUGUGAGAAGCCAACCUAAGUUUUCAAGGCUAUUAGUACAUCCUCUGAUUUUCUACAGGUUGAACAAUGAAGUGCAAAACCAACUUUGCCUCAAACAAACGAGGCAUAGAUAUCACAGCUGACUUGCCUGCCUAAUUAAUUCCUGCAGUAGUAUAUGCAGAAGGUAUUUACAAAGAUGGAUGACAGAGGGGGCCAUGCCUCUAUACAGUUAGCCACAAAGUACCCACACUUUGUGCUUUCCUUUUCCAUUGGCAUUGGGUUGCUUUGCUGUCCUGUUUGUUAAGCCUGGAUAAAACAUGCCCUCUGACAUCUGUGUGCAGCUGCAUGUAGUGGCAUCUACAGAGUAUACGUGCAAAUCUAUACCUGUGAGUUUAAAAGGCAGCAACUGUGUUUCAAGGAUUACAGUCUUGCUAGCUAAGAAACAGGUCUUGCCUUUUAGAAGUUUUCAAUUUUUUUUUUCUUUUAACAUAAGGAGUGUAGCCCCCUUCUCAGGGAUCUUACCUUAAUUCAGCCCUCUCUAAGCACUUUAUCUUGUACAUCUUAUUUCAGACUAGGAGAUGAAAGCAAAUACCAAUUUUAUUCUCUCCCUUUUCCCCAAAACACUUUAGGUGCCUCUUUCAUGGAUACAUAGAAUUAUAAGCUAAAUAUUUCUGAUUGUUGUCUUUUAUAAUUCAGUGCAACUCCAUUGCCUUGGUGAAAUUGCAUUAAUGUAGGUUGUAGCAGAAAUGAAAAGCAGAUGGACCAUGGUCAAAACUACUCAGGUACUGAGUUGUUUGAAAAGUUGCUGGAAAGAGUAGCAAAGCUUAUUCUUCUUGUGCCUUUGUGACCACCAGGGUGGUCUUUCUGCACCCACAGCAUCAGAGUGGUGCGUGUUAGAGAGAGCAAGUACCAGAAAGUUUACUUUAUAGGGAAGCACUAGCUUGAACAGUAAGACUUGCACACACAUGAUUAUUCACUUACAGAAUAAAGCAGAAUGACGAUUUAUUUGGUAUGGUUUUUAUUAUUUUUUUCUUCAGUUCCCUAUUCCUGAAAAACAAGUUGAAUUUUGGCUGAACCAUCCUUUCUAAACAGAAGCACUUUUGCCAUUGAUGCUGGGCACAUAGUCAAAAUAAGCAUCUAAAUGGAUUUUUUUUUAAGUACAAGUUGGAAACUUUUUUUUUAGUCAGAGGGUACUGUUAAGUAUAUUUUAAGCACGUUAUUAUGCCUCAAGGGUCAGACAUUUCGUACAGUAUUAAAUAAAAUGUUCUCAGCGUUAUCAUGUGCUCUGGGCACAGCGGCUCAAGGAAAGCAUUGCUUCAACUUCUUGUAAGGUCAACAAAGGAGAACCUUCUCAAGAAAUAGUGCUGUGUUCUCAAAUGCUCUCUUUUCUUCCAGCUCAAAAUUACUUUCAAUAACACUUAGUUUGAAUUCAAACAUAAGCACUGUAGAGUCCUCUAUCUUAUUUCAGCAGAUGUGCACUUCAGGGCUAAGAGUUGGGUUAUAUUACCGCUUGAACAGACUCAUUAUAUCAUAAGCUUAAAAUGGAGAAAGGAAAAGCCAAAAAAAUGCACAAAAAAAAAAAAAAGAGAGAGAGAGACAUCACCCCUUUUCCCUCCAAAUGGCUGCAAAUAAAGUAACAUGAUCACCUGGUAUUUUUUGACUCUUAUAAUACUGCUUGCUUUGGUGAAGAUGCCCAAGUGUGACCUUAGCAGUUAAAAAGUAGUUACACUGCCAAUGAAAACUUCCAUCGUCUCAAACUUCGCCUGUUGUAUUACAGAUUGAACCAGCCUACUCUGGUCACAUUUGCAGGAAUUCCUCACACUGACUUAUUUCCUUUCCUGAAGUUUCAGUACAGAUAAGAAUAACCACUAUUAACCACAGGGGAGAAAAAUGGUUUUGUGUUUUUAACUGAGGAACAACUAAGAAAUUUAUAAGUGAGAAGUGGUUUGCAUUUAUAUGUUAAUACAUAUUUGAAAGUACUCUAGCAUUUUUUUUCAUGUUAAUCCUAGUACUGUAGCAAGUCUGUUUUAUGAUUGACAGAAACCACAACACACAAUUAAAGAUCAGCUGACCUCAAAA
Messenger RNA from Rhea pennata, 3336 nucleotides. It is a transcript of the gene MTHFSD, whose product is annotated as methenyltetrahydrofolate synthetase domain containing. The transcript is spliced from 8 exons. The coding region runs from base 27 to 1247 and encodes 406 amino acids. The record is from RefSeq and is a predicted model, not a curated record. NCBI's taxonomy places the organism in Eukaryota, Metazoa, Chordata, Aves, Rheiformes, Rheidae. Gene Ontology annotation, molecular function: RNA binding. Gene Ontology annotation, cellular component: cytoplasm.